This is a messenger RNA of Clonostachys rhizophaga, 531 nucleotides long. Lineage: Eukaryota; Fungi; Ascomycota; Sordariomycetes; Hypocreales; Bionectriaceae. The record is from the annotation of a GenBank genome assembly.
AUGGUUGCUUAUAAGAACCUCAGCUUCGCAGCUGUCCUGUCUCUUGGCCUUGCCGCCCACGGACUAGCCGCCAAAACUGAAGCCACCAAUCUGAUCGCUCGCGGUGUUAAGUCUGAUGGCGCUCCCGAGUUUGUUGCCCGCGACGCCGAGGCCGAGCUUGAGGAGCGUGACGAUGAAGGCGAGCUAGAGGCCCGCCAUCUUCUUGAAGAGCUUUACGAGCGCGACAUGUACGAGGAAGACGAGUAUUUAUUUGCCCGUGGUGGAGGAGGUUCAAAGGAAAAGCCUCCGUCUAAACCUGACGUCAAGCCAAAGGGAGAAAAGGGCAGCGGCAAGAAAGGGAAGCGUGGUCUACUCACUCGCGGCUCAGGGAAGAAGAACCCUCCGCCUAAGCCUGACCCUAAGAAGGACAAGGGGGGAAGGGGCCCGACAAAAAAGCGUGGUUUACUCACUCGCGGCUCAGGGAAGAAGAACCCUCCGCCUAAGCCUGACCCUAAGCAAGACAAGGGAGGGAAAGGCCCAAGAAGACAUUGA